Messenger RNA from Mus pahari (shrew mouse), 863 nucleotides. RefSeq names its product tubulin alpha-1C chain-like. Gene Ontology annotation, molecular function: GTP binding; structural constituent of cytoskeleton. Gene Ontology annotation, biological process: microtubule cytoskeleton organization; mitotic cell cycle. The record is from RefSeq and is a predicted model, not a curated record. The transcript has 4 exons. NCBI's taxonomy places the organism in Eukaryota, Metazoa, Chordata, Mammalia, Rodentia, Muridae. Gene Ontology annotation, cellular component: cytoplasm; microtubule. The annotation marks the transcript as partial.
CCCCGGACUCCUUGGUAGUCUGCUAGUGGGAGAUCUUCGUCACCCAUUUUCACUUCCUCAGUUUUCGCCGACCACUUCAAGGACUAAAUAUGCGUGAGUGCAUCUCCAUCCACGUUGGCCAGGCUGGUGUCCAGAUCGGCAAUGCCUGCUGGGAGCUCUACUGCCUGGAACAUGGCAUCCAGCCUGAUGGCCAGAUGCCAAGUGACAAGACCAUUGGGGGAGGAGAUGACUCCUUCAACACCUUCUUCAGUGAGACAGGAGCUGGCAAGCACGUGCCCCGGGCAGUGUUCGUAGACCUGGAACCCACAGUCAUCGAUGAAGUUCGCACUGGCACCUACCGCCAGCUCUUCCACCCUGAGCAGCUCAUCACAGGCAAGGAGGACGCUGCCAAUAACUAUGCCCGUGGCCACUACACCAUUGGCAAGGAGAUCAUUGACCUUGUCUUGGACAGGAUUCGCAAGCUGGCCGACCAGUGCACGGGUCUCCAGGGCUUCUUGGUUUUCCACAGCUUUGGUGGGGGAACUGGCUCUGGCUUCACCUCCCUGCUGAUGGAGCGGCUCUCCGUGGAUUACGGAAAGAAGUCCAAGCUAGAAUUCUCCAUUUACCCAGCCCCCCAGGUUUCCACUGCUGUGGUCGAGCCCUACAAUUCCAUCCUCACCACCCAUACCACCCUGGAGCACUCUGAUUGUGCCUUCAUGGUAGACAAUGAGGCCAUCUAUGACAUCUGUCGUAGAAACCUCGACAUUGAGCGCCCAACCUACACCAACCUUAACCGCCUUAUUAGCCAGAUUGUGUCUUCCAUCACUGCUUCCCUCAGAUUUGAUGGGGCCCUGAAUGUUGAUCUGACAGAAUUCCAGACCAAC